Molecule: messenger RNA, 936 nt
Organism: Sceloporus undulatus (fence lizard)
Lineage: Eukaryota; Metazoa; Chordata; Lepidosauria; Squamata; Phrynosomatidae
Product: olfactory receptor 12D2-like
Exons: 1
Coding region: 1-936 (311 amino acids)
Biological process (GO): G protein-coupled receptor signaling pathway
Cellular component (GO): membrane
Molecular function (GO): G protein-coupled receptor activity; olfactory receptor activity
Source: RefSeq, a predicted model, not a curated record
AUGAAGAACCAGACAGAAGUGCAUGAGUUCCUUCUUUUGGGUUUAACAAAUGACUACAAAUACAUUCUUUUCACAAUUUUCCUGCUACUCUACCUGGCCUGUUUGCUGGGGAAUGGUGCUAUUUUGGCAGUAGUCCUAAAUGAGUCCCGGCUUCAAACCCCCAUGUAUUUCUUUCUAGCCAAUCUCUCUUUUCUGGACAUAUGCUGCUCUACUGUUACAGUGCCAAAGAUGUUGAUGGGCUUCCUGAGGCCACACCAGUCUAUUUCCUUUGUUGGCUGCUUCAUUCAGUUGCAUUUCUUCCACUUCCUGGGCAGCAGUGAGGCUGUACUUCUUGGUGUCAUGGCAUAUGACCGCUACGUAGCUAUAUGCCACCCUCUGCAUUACACCAUCAUCAUGAGUAAAUUGUCUUGCCUUUUGCUUGCUGGGGCUACCUGGACAGCUGGCUUCUUUCAUGCACUGAUGCACACAGUGGUGACCUCCCAGCUGUGGUUUUGUGGCCCUAAUCUUAUCCAGCACUUUUUAUGUGACAUCAAGCCUCUUUUGAAAUUGGCUUGUAGCAGCACUGCUCUCAGCCUCACACUCCUUAAUAUUGUCACUGGCUCUGUUGCUCUUAGUCCAUUCCUUUUCACUGUUUUCUCCUAUCUCUACAUCAUUGUCUUCCUCUUUUUCAAAUACCAGUCAUGGCAGAGCUGUUGGAAAGCCUUCUCCACUUGUGUUUCUCAUCUCACAGUUGUGACUAUUUUGUAUAUCCCAGUUUUGGUAAACUACAUGGUUGCAUCUGGAAAUGAGUCAUCACAAAGGGAGAUGAGCAUCACUUUAUUAUACAGUGUGGUCACUCCAGUUUUAAACCCAUUGGUCUACACUUUAAGGAAUCAAGAGGUAAAAUCUGCUCUGAGGAAAUUCUCAUGCAAGAAAUUCUGUUGUGGGAGAAUAUAA